This is a messenger RNA of Acanthosepion pharaonis, 1608 nucleotides long. The record is from the annotation of a GenBank genome assembly. NCBI's taxonomy places the organism in Eukaryota, Metazoa, Mollusca, Cephalopoda, Sepiida, Sepiidae.
AUGCAAGCAUUAUUUUUUAGUAUCAUUUUCUUCCUUAAACGAACUUUUUUGUUUACCUUCUCACCACGUGCGGAAACUCGACUGUUAUUAAUUUGUAUUCUUUUUCUUUCUAUGAGUAUUUCUUAUGUUCAAAUGCUUCUAUUCUGGUUUGUUCAUUUCAACGAAAUACACGCAUCCCGAGACAGUAUAGUAAAACGGAGGCCCCCUAAUGGUCGGAUAUUUCGUGGUCUACACCAACCGUCGGAACCGGACGCAACACCAACAACAGUAGUGUCACACAGUUCGCUUGAAAAAACAUCCUCAACACUUCUUACCACCAAUCAUUUUUUUCUCAACAAUGGCAGACAACGUGUCAAAUCGGUCAAGGAUUCAUGCCUCCCGCUACCUCGGUCUUCCAGCAGAUCGUCUAGGCGGCUUAUGGGCUCCAUUACCAAAACACGUUUAGGCCAGGGAGCCCAAACAGACCUAACAACCCCACCUAUUAUCAGCUUCACUCCCCUAACUCACGUGAGCCCCAACCAGGGACGCCUCCCAGUCUCAAUAUACCUCAGACCUUGUGGAGACCAACCAGACAAAACAGUGAGGAUGUACGCCAUCAUCGAUGAACAAAGCAACCGGUCUUUGGUACGCACAGACACAUUUAAAAAUGAUGGGCCCAGUUUCCCUAUUCCCUUAAAACUUGUGCCAGAGUUAUACAAACCAUGGAAGAAGGCUUCCAGGUUUCCACUUCCAAGUCUCGUCAAUGCGACAAAAAUACCCAACGACAGGUCCGGCAUCAACCCUGAGGCAGCCCUCCACCACCCACAUCUGAGAAAAAUAGCACACCAUCCCCCACCGUGGAGCCUAAACUCCUAUAAUGCUCCUUCUGGGGCACACGAUAAACUGGCAGAGAGUCGACUUUCUUCACCGAGAAAACGCUACGAUACAAAGACCCCUUUUUACACCGCUAAACGAGGUCCGAACCUAGGGCCUUCAAAACUCUCAAAAGCAGUACAUAAAGAGCUUUCUUUUCCGAUGCAUCGACCAAAGCCAUCGCUGCAGUGGCCUAUCUCAAGGUCACCGACGAUAAAGGAAAAACAAAUUGGUUUUGGCUUCAUCACGGGGAAAGCGAAACUUGGACCCGAACAUUCAGUUCCCAGACUGGAGCUCUGUGCCGCCCUCCUGGUAACCGAACUGAAGCGAACUAAACACCUCCUCAGACCCGUUGCGGAUUGUCCUUCUCUCACCCAAUCGGCCCCUUUGCUUGGGGUCUUCUUUCUGACCCUACACCGGUUGAAGGUUCCCGGUGCUCAGCCUCUAUCUAGUUUAGAGCACGGCCACAUGGCAUGCCCCAGCUUGGCCGAUAGUUUUCAUCCUUUAAAUAUCUCGUCAUUCUUGGACAUCUCCGGUAAGAACUAUCGCCUUUCUUCCUUCCUAUUAUGGAAUUAUUUAAUGCAAGCAUUAUUUUUAGUAUCAUUUUCUUCCUUAAACGAACUUUGUUUACCUUCUCACCACGUGCGGAACCUCCACCUUUCCUCUCUGAACUCGACUGUUACUAAUAAUUUGUAUUCUUUUUCUUUCUAUGAUUCUGUAAGCUUAUCGUACCUACAACUACUUUUCCGGUCUUAG